This is a messenger RNA of Octodon degus (degu), 477 nucleotides long. RefSeq names its product acidic leucine-rich nuclear phosphoprotein 32 family member B-like. The transcript is spliced from 2 exons. Lineage: Eukaryota; Metazoa; Chordata; Mammalia; Rodentia; Octodontidae. The coding region runs from base 1 to 477 and encodes 158 amino acids. The record is from RefSeq and is a predicted model, not a curated record.
AUGAGCAGACCCCUUCUGACAGCCCUCGGCGCGCAGGCAGGGGCGCCUCUCCCUCCUCGGCCCCGCAGUGGAAAGUUAAGUUUGGAGAGGGUUGGCGAGAGGAACAUGGACAUGAAGAAGAGGAUCCACUUGCAGCUGAGGAACCAAACCCCAGGAGCUAACCGGGAAGCCUCGGAUUCAGAUGCAGAGGUGGAUGGUGUAGAUGAAGAGGAGAAGGAUGAAGAAGGAGAAGAUGAGGAGGAUGAAGAAGAUGAGGAUGGUGAGGAGGAGGACUUUGAUGAAGAAGAGGAUGGGGAUGAAGAUGUGAACGGGGAUGAAGAUGAAGACAAAGUGAGUGAGGAAGAAGAAUUUGGACAUGAUGGAGAAAUUGAUGAAGAGGAGGAGGAGAAGGAUGAAGAUAAGGACGAAGAAGUGGAAGAAAACAGAAAAGGUGAGAAGAGGAAGAGAGAAACAGAUGACAAAGGAGAAGAUGGUUAA